UUGCCAAAUACUUGCUCAUUUGGUUAUGUAAUUAGAAAUAUAAUUUGCAUAGUGUUUUGAUUGAUAAACCCUUUCCUGUAUAUUCCCUUCUUAGGUAAUGAUACAAUCAUUCACCUGGUCAUCUAAGCUAGAAAUAAGGGAAUCCAGUUAACUUCCUUCCUCUCCCUCCCCUCAACAGACAUAUAAGUGCAUACAGAUCCCUACCCCUGAUUGGCCUUAACUUAUGUUACUUUUCUCUGACCUUUUCUUGAAACAUCCCUGCCUCAAGACAUCUCUGAAAAGCCUUCAUUCAUGAUGUUGAUAAAGAUAAUAAAUAAUAGCAGUUUAUAUAAUGUCUGUUACGUGUCAGGCACUAUUCCAAGGGCUUUACAGAUACUAUCCCAUUUGAUCCUCAAUUAGGUGCUAUAAUUAUCCCAUUUAAUUGCAGAAGAAACAGGCCCAGAGAGGCUAAGUAUAUGCCCAAAGUCACAUAGCUAAGAAGAGAUGGAGCUGGAAUUUGGACCCAGAUAAUCUGACAUCAGAAUUGGGCUCUUAACCACUCUUCAGUUCUACUCAGUCUCACUCAAGCAGCCCCCUUGUCAGCGGAGCUAUAAGGUGAACUGCAGGAAGAUCUCAGCCCUGUACACGUGGGGCAGAGCCAGCAGAGGGGCCAGCGCCGUCGCUCUGUGCAGCCCACGAGAGGAUGUCUCCCAGCCUUCAGGAAGGUGCUCGACUUGGGGAAAGCAAACCCUCACCCUGCUCCUUUUCAAUUGAGAGCAUCUUAGGACUGGACCAGAAGAAAGACUGUGUUCCGUCAGUGAAACCCCACAGGCCUUGGGCAGACACCUGCAGCCCCUCAGGGAAAGAUGGUAACUUGUGUUUACAUGUGCCGAGUCUUCCCAAUGGGGUCACAUUCCCUUGCAUCGUGGAUCACCCAAUGCCAGAAGAAAGAGCUUUGAAAUAUGAAAAUUACUUUUCAGCCUCAGAAAGACUGUCUUUGAAAAGAGAGUUGAGUUGGUAUAGAGGCCGAAGACCCAGAACCGCUUUUACUCAAAACCAGAUUGAAGUGUUGGAAAAUGUCUUUAGAGUAAACUGCUAUCCUGGCAUUGAUAUCAGAGAAGACUUAGCCCGAAAACUGAAUCUAGAGGAAGAUAGAAUCCAGAUUUGGUUCCAAAAUCGGCGUGCGAAGCUGAAAAGGUCCCAUAGAGAAUCACAGUUUAUAAUGGCGAAAAAAAAUUUCAGCACAAACUUCCUGGAAUAGAUCGAAAAUUAAACAUGUGAAAUUAUCUUCUAAUUGCAGAGCAUGACAAAUCAAUGGAGAUAUCAAGUGUUGAAAAUGUGAUUUUUUUCUUUCCUGCAUUUAAUCUGAAUAUUCUCAUUUUUUUCUGAAAAUAUAUUAUAAAUAAUUACUAUUAUAGCAUGGUACAUAUUCUAUUUGGGCACUUUUAGUUACAAUAAAGACUUUUCCUAUAUAUUUUAAUAAACAUUUUCAGAAAAGAUGGCUAUUUUUUAAGUGAGCAAAGUUAAUCUAAUGAAUUAGUUUGCUAAAAUCAAUAAACUCAUGACUAAGUGAUUCUACAAGAUUCCAUCUACAAAGUAUUUGAAGUAAGAUAAUCUGAAGAACAAAGGUGUAAUAUGUUUCAAUUAAGUUCCUCCAACCACAUUUUGAAGCAUGAUUAUGCUUAACUAUAUUGUACAAUAUGGUUUAUUUUUGAAUCUUCAGUUUCUCUUGAUUUAUGGCAUAAAGCAGUGAGAAAUUUCUCAACAUAUAUCAAAACAAAUCCCUAUAGCAUGCUAGUCUCAAGUUUUUUUAAAAGCAAAUUCAUUAUGCAAGUGGAAAUAUAAAAGCAUCAGCUGUUAUAUUUAUACCAUUGGUAUUGCA
This is a messenger RNA of Lemur catta (Ring-tailed lemur), 1861 nucleotides long. It is a transcript of the gene HESX1, whose product is annotated as HESX homeobox 1. The transcript is spliced from 5 exons. Gene Ontology annotation, molecular function: RNA polymerase II cis-regulatory region sequence-specific DNA binding; DNA-binding transcription repressor activity, RNA polymerase II-specific. The record is from RefSeq and is a predicted model, not a curated record. The coding region runs from base 683 to 1240 and encodes 185 amino acids. NCBI's taxonomy places the organism in Eukaryota, Metazoa, Chordata, Mammalia, Primates, Lemuridae. Gene Ontology annotation, cellular component: nucleus. Gene Ontology annotation, biological process: forebrain development; pituitary gland development; regulation of transcription by RNA polymerase II.